Molecule: messenger RNA, 1812 nt
Organism: Sycon ciliatum
Lineage: Eukaryota; Metazoa; Porifera; Calcarea; Leucosolenida; Sycettidae
Exons: 3
Coding region: 285-1328 (347 amino acids)
Source: RefSeq, a predicted model, not a curated record
CUGUGUCUGUGUUGAAGGAUGUUCAAGUUAGUUCAGCAAGGAAGAUCUUGAAGGAAGGUUAUUUCAGGGAACUGGCAGUAGUGCAUGAGUACAUAGUUGUCUGAUGUGACAAUCAUUAUUUCUCUAACCAACUUUGACGAGCGUUUGCUUGAAGUGGACAUCACCUGGCCCAGCUAGUUUUGACCUCCUCAAACAUUGCCAAACAUUGUCCGCACAAAACUAAUACUUCGUCCAUCUAGCUCGCCGUUCAGCUUCGUGGUGUCGCGGACAGAGGGGGCUGCGUCAUGCUUGUUGGACACAUCCGCCUCCUCGAGAGCUUCCUGCUCGUGGUUGGCGUGUGCGUGGCAGCCUGCUGUGGCGACGAUCCCAAGAAACGCAACCCAACACCAGAGUGGACUUCGAAUGCUCAAAAUGCCAGUGACCCGCGUGGAACGUACAGAGUGGCUUUGUGUCCACCUUCAGUGUGCGAGGUGGACUUAUUCCAUAGGUCGUGUUUCCGCAGCAAGGAACCCAUCUGUCCAACUCUGCUCAACAUGAAGGCCACCGUCUGCUGCUCCGCUGGAUGCUGUGAGCCCAGGAGUAGCCCGCUCAAGGAAUUCUUUGGGAAAUUCUGGCUUAUUGUAGCCAUUGUCUUUGGUAUUGUAAUCACGUCAGCCACAUCAGUGUGGCUUCGACGCUCGCAGCAGUGGAAUCGCGGCUUCUACAUGCGCCGGCGACACCUUAACCAACAAGGUGCAGGAUCUAAUACUGUAAAUGCAGAUACAAAUGCUCCAGCACCAACGGCGGAUAUGCGUGAUCAUCCACCUGCCUACGACGAUGCCCUCGGCUUUCCCAAACCGGAAGACGGCUUGGACUCCCUGGCACAUCCUCCGUCAUAUAACGAGGUGGAGCUAAGACUGGUAGCGGGUGCUGCUGUUCCUGUUGAUACGGCUACGCCUGGUAUCGCUGCUAUACCUGCUGCUGCAGCUACAGCUCCUGUAUCUUCUUCCGCUAGUGCUACAGCUGCUGCUGCCGUUGCUUUUCCCCUUCCUCCUCCUGCGUAUAACUCUGCUACUACUGCCGUGAGUGGUGACAACAACCGUGGCACUGAUAAUGUCGUUCUCACUACUGCUGCUGUGCCAGCACCUGCCCAUGCUGCCAGCACAACCGUCACCCACAGCCAGCGUACUGAACGGUCCCAGUCGGUCGACGCCGAAGAAGUCCGUCCAGAGUCUACGUCGUCGUCGCAAACGUUUGCCCAGAACAGCAGCGGCAGCUCUCACCCCUCCCUGUGCUCCAUACAGUCGGCACAAUCGGACUCCUUUGCCGACAGUAGGCCAUUGGUGUAGGCCGCCCGCAGCAAACCAGGGACAGCUACUGACAGAAAUCUGCUGGUGAUCUACCGUGAUGUGCCAACACAAACUGACCAAUGGCAUGCUUUCAGUGCCUGCAAGCUAGACAAAUUUCUCUUCACCAACUCUCUGCCCCAAAUGAAACACACAUGAUAUGACUGUAACGUUGCUACUAGGAAUCCAAGCACUGCACCCACCCUUUUUUCCCACUUACCGGCUCAAACCUGCUGAGGUCUUAUGAUGAUAUUUAAAUCCGCUUCUUUUCCAAGCAUAAUACAUUAUGUAGUUUUUUGCACAUCAGUUUUCUCAGCAUGAUUAAUGUCAACCAUGUUUACUGUUUGUUUAGGCACACGUACUUCUAACCCUGAAGCAAAGUAGGCUUCGGCAGAACCAUUUUGUAGACUAGUUUUCAUAGCUGACCUCUGGACGUGUUGGUGUGUACAUGUAUUGAGGCUGUGAAGACUGAAACACGCAUGUUCCA